Molecule: messenger RNA, 2503 nt
Organism: Limulus polyphemus (Atlantic horseshoe crab)
Lineage: Eukaryota; Metazoa; Arthropoda; Merostomata; Xiphosura; Limulidae
Product: replication factor C subunit 1-like
Exons: 15
Cellular component (GO): nucleus
Molecular function (GO): ATP hydrolysis activity; ATP binding; DNA binding
Source: RefSeq, a predicted model, not a curated record
AGCGCGCUUUUCUCACAUGUACGAUAAUGUUGUAAAUUUUUUGUGGGUUUUGUGUAGUAAGGUUAUUGGUGUUUUUCUUUUCUGAUUUUAUGGAAUCAACAUUUUUUGUUUAUACCAUGAACCAUACGGCUAUAAAUAUUAUUAUAGAUUUUACUUCGUUGGCUUUGAAAGAUUAAUAGUAACUUUAUUUUCCGAUUCUGUUAGUGUUGUGGUAAUUGAACUUGAUAAUUGUCAGUGCUGCUGCUGAUUGCAGUAUAACUAUAAAUUAAUUUUGUUAUUAUUAGAAUCGUAAUCACGUACUGAGGUAGUACCACUAGUAGUACAAAUAAUAGAGCUACAACAUCAACUUUGUAUGGUACAAAACGUAGGCCAAGUUUCAUGUUUUAAUUGCGUGUUUUAGCUGAAGCUAUACCGUACAGCCUACGUUGUACGAUUGAAGGAGCUUGAACAGUUUUAAAUUUAAGCUCGGAACUAAAAUAUACGUAAUAGUUUAUCAUGGCAUCAAAGGAUAUAAGAAGUUUUUUUGUCCCACGCUAUGGAUCCAAACAGCCACCCCAGUCAACAAAAAGUGAAAAUAAGCUGGCAAAAAAAUGUGAUGCAUCGCAAGAGGCCAAGUUUAAAAAACAAAAGGAAAAUGGAUGUAACAAGAAAAAGAAGAGAGCUUGUAUUAUUGAAUCAGAUUCAGACGAAGAUCCAUUGCCUAUAAAAUUAUCAAAACAUGAAAAGAAACGUGAUCAAGAGAAAGUUGAUGAAAUGGAGACUGUUAAUUCAGAUUCCAGUAGUAAACAUCUGAAAGAAACCCGUCCAACUAAUUCAAAAACAAACAGAACUUCACAAAAACAAGACCCGUCUAAGCUGAAACCCAUCUCAGUGGAUGAUUUUUUCGGUGAUGUUCCAGUGAAGCGUUCGCCGAAGAAAUACAUUUCUUCAAAGCCAAAAGUGGAAUAUUCUGUUGAACAGAAGGAACCAUCAAAAGAAAUACAUGAUGAUGAAGAUUUUAAGUGUACGCUGAAGCAGUUAGAUGAAGAGAAGCUUGAUAAACAGUGUAAUGUUAAAGAGCCAUCAAGAAGAAUAAGUCCCAGAAAAAUAGAAAAAUCAGAGGCCAACAAAACUUCUCCAAACAAAGACCCAUCAAGAAGAGCAAGUCCUAGAAAAAUAGAAAAACCAGAGGCCAACAAAACCUCUCCAAACAAAGACCCAUCAAGAAGAGCAAGUCCCAGAAAAAUAGAAAAACCAGAGGCCAACAAAACCUCUUCAAGCUUAGCAGGAAAGCUGUCAUCCAGAGUCAAAGGUGAAGAAAAAUAUUCACCUUCUAAGAAAAAGUGUCAUUCACAUUUUAACACAUUAGUUCACCGAACGCCAUCAGUUGAAAUUGAGGAGGAGGAGGAGGAUGUGAAAUCAUCCCCAUCCAAGAGGAAAUCUGAAACUCCUUCUAAAGAAGUGAAUGGAACUGCUGUAUCAACCUCUCAUAAGAACCAAGUGUCUCAUAUUCCUAAGAAAUCGCCAAGUAAAUCUUCUGUUGAAAUUAACAAAAGCAGACAAUUCAAGUCUCCAAAGAAAGAAGGUUCUGAAAAUAGUCCUACUCAAGAAAAAACACCCGAAGAGAAAAAAAGGGAAAAAAUUUUGAACUACAAGCGAUUCAGGGAGAGAGAGGGGCCUCGUGCUUUAGGUUCUAAAUUAAUUCCUGAGGGAGAAGAUGGCUGCUUUUCAGGCCUAACUUUUGUGAGUACAGGUGUAUUAGAAUCGUUGGAGCGAGACCAAGUGAAAGAGCUGAUUGAGAAGUAUGGAGGAAAGCUAACACAGUCUGUGAGCAAGAAAACAAGUUAUCUUCUCAUUGGUCGAGAUGCUGGUCCAGCUAAACUAGAAAAAGCAGAGAAUCUGGGUACUAAACAGAUAAAUGAGGAUGAAUUUUUGGAGUUAAUCAAGACUUUACCAGGACAAAAAACAUUAAAAAGUCCGGUAAAGCACUCAAGAACUCCAGUUAAGUCCUCACUGAAAGACACCUCAAGAAAUCUGGAAUCGGCUGGUAAUCCAGAAAUGAGGAAACGUAAGAGUGAAGAGCAUUACAGCCCUCCAGAUCAACCUUGUAAGAAAUACAAACAAGAAGAAACUGUGGAUAAAAUCAAGGGCGAAGACCAUAAGAUGUGGGUAGAUAAACACAAGCCUACAUCAACGAAACAGAUAAUUGGCCAGCAAGGAGAGAAAAGCAAUGUCAAGAAACUGACGAAGUGGUUAAUGAACUGGUAUAAAAACCAUAGUUCUGGGAAAAAGCCACCACCACCUCCUCGAUGGGGUGGAGCUGGAGAUGACGGGUCAUUUUUUAAAGCUGCUCUUCUAUCUGGUCCACCUGGAAUUGGAAAAACUACAUCAGCCCAGCUUGUGUGUCAGGAAGCUGGUUUUCAAUAUGUUGAGCUAAAUGCCUCUGACACUCGUUCUAAGAAAAACCUAGAUGAAGAAAUUUCUCAACUUUUGAGUAACAAAAGUCUUGGCAACUAUUUUUCAG